Molecule: messenger RNA, 1358 nt
Organism: Sitophilus oryzae (rice weevil)
Lineage: Eukaryota; Metazoa; Arthropoda; Insecta; Coleoptera; Curculionidae
Exons: 6
Coding region: 93-1136 (347 amino acids)
Source: RefSeq, a predicted model, not a curated record
AGUAGGCCUUUGUUUGACAGUGAUCUUUCUUUAUGUAUAAACAAAAGUAAUUUUGAUUCUAACUAUUUUUUCUUGCUUAAAAAUCUUCUAAAAUGAAUAAAACUACUGAUAAAGUGUUUCGUCGUAAAGUUAUAGAUAGCAUUACCAGAAUAAGUAAAAAUGAACCAGGACGCAAGGAUGCACCCCGUCCGAGAAGUAGAAGUGUUUUCACAAGCUCUCAUGUCAGUGAUGAAAUGCCUUCUAGAGAUAUGAUGAAAUUGGAAGGGCCCUCUAGUUGGCCACCCUACGUUCCUAAGCCUAUUACCGUAAAAAACUAUUUUACAGAUGAUUUUAAUGAUUAUUAUGGCGACGAUACAUAUCAAAUGAGCGGAACAGUCAUUUCGCCUCAUGGAGUAAUUACUUUACGCUUACAUGACCGCAUUCGUGUUGAUAUAUCUCCAGAACGCGCUGUUAGGAUUGCCAAUGCCAAAACUGGCAUCGUUUUGGCGCUCAGUGCCAGCGGGUCGUCGUCCGGUCUCAUACAUCCGAAUGGACGAGUAUAUCAGUAUGGUUCGAGAGUAGAAAUUAUGGCAAAUGAUAGUCAUGGCAAUGAUAAGUUUGCAAAAAUGUGGUACAAAGGAGUUAGCUUUAGCAGUAUGCAGUGUGCCUUAGUCUAUCUGGUUGACUCGGCCGGAACACGGACUACUACAGAUUCGUUUAACGAUUUGUCGCAGCAUGAUUUCACACUGAAUGUGUUUUAUGAAGAUUCACCAUAUUUAGAUCAAACACCGUCACCUACAACUACUACUCAGUUGGUCAACGAGGCCGUGAGCGUUCUGCAAGCUACUAACUACUGGUACACCGAGGAUGGUACUGAGAAUUGGAUAAUAAACAACGUACGAAUUUCGCAGACUGCCGAUGGAUUAGUGCGCGUUGGAAGAAACAGCAACAAAUUCUCGCUACGUACAUCCCCUACCAACGGAUCAGCUUCAAUUUCAUCCCCAUACAUGCACUGUACAGGCUCCAUGGGCCAGACAAGACACCUCUUCGUUCGAAGAGGCGAGAGACGCAUGCACUACGACGGGUCCACGUUCAUCGUACGCAACGCUGGACACUCGGCCGGUUUCGACGAAAAGCACCAGCUGAAAGUUUACUGAGGAAGCCCGCGCGCUCAGCACCGAAACGUCGACUGUGAAACGACGCCCCGUUACCAACGGGGAAUUUAUAGUUUUAUAUUGUGAGCGGUUUACACAUCGUGAAGUGUUUUAAUUCAUUGUAUUUUUAUAAGACAGUGAUCAUUUGCAUUAAAUUUUUGUUUUGACUUCAGGGGAUCGUUUUACUGUAUAAGAUUUGAAUAAAGCGGUUUGAAAAGUAAAAUA